Messenger RNA from Mya arenaria, 1239 nucleotides. RefSeq lists its product as uncharacterized. The record is from RefSeq and is a predicted model, not a curated record. The coding region runs from base 105 to 800 and encodes 231 amino acids. NCBI's taxonomy places the organism in Eukaryota, Metazoa, Mollusca, Bivalvia, Myida, Myidae. The transcript is spliced from 2 exons.
AAUCAGUUUGAUCAAAAUGGAUGUCACAUUGUUUAAGAGAAACUUAAAUAGAGUUCUUAAGUUCUUAUGAUUGAAACAAUAGAAGAGACCAAAAUAAUCAAACCAUGAUAUUUGACGAGGAUACACUUUAUGUAGUAAGGUGUGCAGAAGACAGGUUUCUGUUCCGGGUUCUGCGAGACGAGGAAAGGCCAGAGAAUGACGGUAUAGUUGCCAAGGAUCCUAGCGCCGCCAUUGGGUUGACGCAGCACGUAGAAAACGGAAGCCGACUGUCCCAUAAGUCCCAGUACAUCUCAUGCUCGAAGAACUUUGAAGCCGCGAUACAGAUUGGGCUUCGAAAUAUUGAACAUUAUUACUCCGACCAUAUUAACAUUGUGCUGAUUGAUAGAACAGGACUAGACAAUGAUAAGUGUGUAGUAAUACACGAUACAUCCAACGGACAAGGCCUAGUGACUCAAAAGGCUCAGCACUAUGCAAAGAAUGCGAAAGAAGUGGUUAUAAAAGGUCACGUAAAACGAAACCAUAUUGUUGCCAUUUUAUACAUUAAACCCCGUGCAUGUAAUUCGUACAUAACUGUUGAAAGAUACAUUCAUAACUGGUGGUGUAUGUCAAAAGCUGGACCUAUAAUUACAAUUGCCCAAAGACCUGACAUGCCAUCCGUCAGAAAAACAGGAACCGCUAAUAUUACUAUAAAUAUGUUACUUUGCAUUUUUGAAGCUGUAGGUCUUGCUUGCAUUUCCAUUUAUGAUGAGAUUUAUCAAAUUUUUGUGUGCAUUAGAAAAAAUGGUCGUGUACGUGAUUAGAAGGUAAUGCACCAGUCAAUCGUAACCACGCCCCCCCCCCCCUCCAGGUCCGGGGUAUACCGGUAGAUAGCCGGGGAAAUGGGCCGUGUUUUUACUUUUCAGGUGGCCCCGCACUGCCGGGUGAAUGUGGUGGUUUUAUCUUCGCUUAAAUUAUAGCGGGGAAUGGGCCUUACCUAGGGUCCCUGGGGUGCGCGGGCAUUUGGCGGGGAUUUUACCAUCUGUUCGUCCCCGCAGGGCGGGGAUUUUAGCCGGGGUUGGCUGGACCGAAAGUCAAAGUCCCCGCUAUUUCCCGGACCUGCGGAGGGGGGGGGGGGGCGUGGUUACAAUUGACUGGUGCAUAAUUAUUUGCAGUGUUAAAUUUUGCGGUAUUUCAAUUGAAAGAUAAACAUACCAGGUUGUUUCUUUAUUUCAAUCGACAGCCUACUGGCGGUGCAGAAUC